This is a messenger RNA of Schizosaccharomyces cryophilus OY26, 1408 nucleotides long. RefSeq names its product tubulin-tyrosine ligase. NCBI's taxonomy places the organism in Eukaryota, Fungi, Ascomycota, Schizosaccharomycetes, Schizosaccharomycetales, Schizosaccharomycetaceae. Gene Ontology annotation, biological process: protein modification process. The record is from RefSeq and is a predicted model, not a curated record. The transcript has 3 exons. Gene Ontology annotation, cellular component: P-body. The coding region runs from base 64 to 1302 and encodes 412 amino acids.
UUACAUUCUUUCCUUUACUCCUUCCAAAUUGAAAUCGCAAGUCACCGUUACAGGUACCACUCGAUGUCUAGUUUUAAAGACACCAUUCCAGUAUAUGUAAACUAUGGAGAUCCUUAUGUAGAGCCGAAAAUUAAGAAUGCUUUGUUAGAAAGCGGCCUUUCAUUGAAAUUUGUGGACUCGCGAGCUGACGCUAAUUUAUUUUGGGCGCAAUAUGAGGAUAUAGAUUUUGACAAGCUCUACCACGAUCCUGAGACAUUAGCAUGCUCUUAUGUUAUUCGGAAAGCACUUAUUCGAAAAGAAUACUUAUGGAACACGGUGGUAUACUAUUUAGCAAAGAAUCCAGGAUCGAUAUUAAAAAAGGCUGUUCCUGAAGCAUUUUCUUUAGAACUUGAUUAUGCUGAGUUUUUAGAUGACUCACUUAUGGAGUCUUAUGAGCUUAGACAAGAGCUCGAAAAAAAUGAAGACUUAGAACCUCAGCAAAGAAAAUGGUAUAUACUAAAACCAAGCAUGUGCGAUGGUGCUCAAGGAAUCCGGAUUUUUUCUACGAUAGAGGAACUCCAAUCUAUAUUUGAUUCCUUCGAUGAAGCAUUAAGUGACGAAGAUGAGUCCAAUGAUUCAUCUAGCGAAAAUGUUGUGGAAAAUGCUGAUUCCUCCAGAGUAAAUGACCGGAAUCCAGAAAACAAAAUCGUUAUACAUCAGAUUCGUCAUUUCCUUGUACAACGCUACAUAGCUAACCCUUUAUUACUUAACAAUAGAAAGUUUCAUAUCCGUGCAUAUGUUUUAGCCGUUGGAGGUCUAUCUGUGUAUUUAUUUAAGGAUAUGCUAUGUUUGCUUGCCAGAGAUGAAUAUGAAUCUCCUCAUGCCGACACUAAAAUCAACCUAUAUAGUCAUCUGAGCAACACAUGCAUCCAGGGCGGAAGUCCAAGAGAAUCAUCUGUGCAAGCAUUUUGGAAUAGUUCUAUUAAAAAUAAGGACAAAGUUUUUGACUCAAUCGUACAAACUUUGGGAGAUGUAUUUGAGGCUGCUUCAACUACUCAACGAAUUCAUUUUCAGCCUCUAAAUAACUCUUUUGAAAUUUUUGGAGUUGAUUUCAUGAUCGACGAAACUGAUCAAGUACACUUACUAGAAGUGAAUGCUUUUCCAGAUUUUAGACAGACGGGUGAUGAGCUGUCUGGUUUGGUUGAAAAGUUAUUCAAGUCUGUAGUUCAAACUGCAAUUGUCCCUUUUUUUAAUCCUAAGGUGAAGCACGAGCCUUCUCCUGAUUUAGUUUUAGCUCGCGAGCUUAAAAUUUAUGGUUUUUAGUAGUCAUUUCGCCGAGCUACUUUGAUGUCACAGUUUAGUCAGCUAUAGGGUUUUAUUAGUCUUGAGUUUUGUCACUAAAAAAUAAGGUAUAAAGAAGUAAAAAAAU